AUGGUGGUUGCUCUUCCGAAUGGGUUCAUUUUGCAUGAUAUUGUUGGCGAGCGGCAAUGGAUAAUGAACGGCGGACGGAAUCGGUGUCCUCGUCACAAUUACUUUCUGCUUCUUCAAAAGUUAAUGAUGAGUACUCAUGAUUAUGAUAAUCAAGAUCAUCUUCUAGCGCAUUGUAGCAGUCAAAUGAUUUACGAAGAUGUGAUGUUAAGAGGACUGGGACUUGAAGAAGAUUAUAUAGAGAAGAAAUUAAAAUUGAAAUCAGGGUAUGAUUUCUUUACAGCAAAUGACUAUCCACCACUCCAAAAUUAUGAGAAACAAAAUAUUGGGCAGGGUCCUCAUGUAGAUCCAAGUCUGCUCGUCUUCAUUAUAGAAAAUGUGAGCGGCGGUUUACAAGUUCAGCACCAUGGCAAGUGGCUCAAUGUCAAUCUCAAGCCGGGUUCGAUUUUGGUUAAUGUUGCUGAUCAUCUGGAGAUAUUAACAAAUGGCAAGUACAAGAGUGUAGUACAUCGAGUGACUGUGAACAACGAAGCAAGAAGGGUGACUCUGCCAAUGUUUAUGGGCCCGUCAUUGAACACAGUGGUGAGCCUGGCCCAAGAUCUUGUAGACGAGACUAACCCACCUGCAUAUCGAAGCAUCACCUAUAAACAAUACUUGGAAUUUAAUGAAUUCCAUCUUAUUGAUGGAAAGUCAUGCCUCCACCAAAUUCGACUCUAAACCCUUUUAAACAACUAAAUUUCUUCUAUUAAUAUGAU
Molecule: messenger RNA, 752 nt
Organism: Mercurialis annua (annual mercury)
Lineage: Eukaryota; Viridiplantae; Streptophyta; Magnoliopsida; Malpighiales; Euphorbiaceae
Product: 2-oxoglutarate-dependent dioxygenase 19-like
Exons: 3
Coding region: 1-714 (237 amino acids)
Source: RefSeq, a predicted model, not a curated record